Tupaia belangeri chinensis (Chinese tree shrew) is the source of this 3225-nucleotide messenger RNA. It is a transcript of the gene SLC13A5, whose product is annotated as solute carrier family 13 member 5. Bases 28 to 1743 code for a protein of 571 amino acids. Gene Ontology annotation, biological process: citrate transport; oxaloacetate transport; transmembrane transport. The record is from RefSeq and is a predicted model, not a curated record. Gene Ontology annotation, cellular component: plasma membrane. NCBI's taxonomy places the organism in Eukaryota, Metazoa, Chordata, Mammalia, Scandentia, Tupaiidae. Gene Ontology annotation, molecular function: succinate transmembrane transporter activity; sodium:dicarboxylate symporter activity; citrate transmembrane transporter activity. The transcript is spliced from 12 exons.
CUCUCCCGCCAGUCUCCCUCCCACGCGAUGGCCUCGGCGCUCAGCUAUGUCUCCAAGUUCAAGUCCUUCGUGAUCUUGUUCGUCACCCCGCUCUUGCUGCUGCCACUCAUCAUUCUGAUGCCCGCCAAGUUCGUCAGGUGUGCCUACGUCAUCAUCCUCAUGGCCAUUUACUGGUGCACGGAAGUCAUCCCUCUGGCCGUCACCUCCCUCAUGCCUGUCUUGCUCUUCCCACUCCUCCAGAUUCUGGACUCCAAGCAGGUGUGUGUUCAGUACAUGAAGGACACCAACAUGCUGUUCCUGGGCGGCCUCAUCGUGGCCGUGGCCGUGGAGCACUGGAACCUACACAAGAGGAUCGCCCUGCGCACACUCCUCUGGGUGGGGGCCAAGCCUGCACAGCUGAUGCUGGGCUUUAUGGGGGUCACAGCCUUCCUGUCCAUGUGGAUCAGCAACACGGCCACCACUGCCAUGAUGGUGCCCAUCGUGGAGGCCGUGCUGCGGCAGUUGGAGGCCACGAGUAUGGCUGCUGAGAACGGGCUGGGGGCACUGGAACUGGUGGACAAGGGCAAGACCAGCGAGUUGCCAGGGAACCAGGUGACUUUUGAAGGUCCUGCCAAGAGGCAGCAAGAGGAUCGUGACCGGAAGAACAUGUGCAAGGCCAUGACCCUGUGCGUGUGCUAUGCGGCCAGCAUCGGGGGAACUGCCACCCUGACGGGGACCGGACCCAACGUGGUGCUCGUGGGCCAGAUGCACGAAUUGUUCCCUGGCAGCAACGACCUCGUGAACUUCGCCUCGUGGUUUGCAUUUGCCUUCCCCAACAUGCUGAUCAUGCUGCUGCUCGCCUGGCUGUGGCUCCAGUGCUUUUACAUGAGAUUCAAUUUUAAAAAGUCCUGGGGCUGCGGGCUGGAAAGGCAGAACAAUGAGAAGGCUACUUACGAGGUGCUGCAGGAGGAGUACAGGAAGCUGGGCCCCAUCUCCUUCGCCGAGGUCAACGUCCUGAUCUGCUUCCUGUUGCUAGUCGUCCUAUGGUUCUCCCGCGACCCCGGCUUCAUGCCUGGCUGGGUGUCCAUCGCUUGGGAGGAGGGUGAGACAAAGUACGCCACAGAUGCCACUGUGGCCAUCUUUGUGGCCAUCUUACUAUUCAUCAUGCCUUCACAGAAGCCCAAGUUCAACUUCUGCAGCCAGACUAAGGAAGAAAUGAAAACUCCAUUUUACCCCCCUGCACUGCUGAAUUGGAAGGUGGCCCAGGAGAAAGUGCCCUGGGGCAUUGUGCUGCUACUGGGGGGUGGAUUUGCUCUGGCGAAAGGAUGUGAGGCCUCGGGGCUGUCCGAGUGGAUGGGGAAGCAGAUGGAGCCCUUGCACGCAGUGCCCCCAACGGCCAUCACCUUGAUCCUGUCCUUGCUCGUUGCUGUGUUCACUGAGUGCACAAGCAACGUGGCCACCACCACCCUGUUCCUACCCAUCUUUGCCUCCAUGUCUCGUUCCAUUGGCCUCAACCCGCUCUACGUCAUGCUCCCCUGUACCCUGAGUGCGUCCUUUGCCUUCAUGUUGCCGGUGGCCACCCCGCCCAACGCCAUCGUCUUCGCCUACGGACACCUCAAGGUUGCUGACAUGGUGAAGACAGGAGUGUUCAUGAACAUCAUUGGCAUCCUCUGUGUGUUUCUGGCCGUCAACACCUGGGGCCGGGUCCUAUUUGACUUGGAUCACUUCCCCAGCUGGGCCAAUGGGACUCAUAUCAAGACCUAGGAAGAGCUGCUGGACUGUACACACAGCCCCCACCCUCUGAGGACCUCCGAACCUUCCAGCACACCUUGCACAGAGUUUUGGAGUUCACACCCCAAAGCCACCCAAUGAUGUCCACACUCCACCUAGACCCAGCCACCGGACCGCCUCUUCCUCCAGGCCCAGAUUCGGAGAUCGGGAUGGGCAGCUGGAGGGCAGGCUUGGAAGGGAGGAGAGUCCCUGCAGAUGCCUCUGGACUCUGGCUCACCCAGGCCCUGCCAUCAUCUCUGGGACAGGCAGGCAGCAGACAGGCUGGAACGUAGGCUCCUGGACCCACUCAGCCUCCAGAAGCCACCAUGCUGGGCCGUGCUGGGCCACACUGGGUCACACGGAGCCUUCACGUGCUUAGUUCUCAUUAUCUAAAGAGGAACCAGAUCCCCAGGUUGGGCGCUGAAAAAGUAACCUCCCAGUGCCCACCUCAUCGAGUGCGCCUUGAGCUGCCACGGAUCAUCUCUGUCAUCCUGAAGGGGACAACCCAGCCAGACACAAAACGUCUGGUCCUCGGCAGUGUCCUGGAGACCCCGGGAACUCUGUCUGGGGCCACCACCAAAGAGCAAGGCAUGUGAGUUGCUAACUUCAGGAUGCCGUCUGCCUGCCCCCCUUGACUAACCUGCUUCCCCUCCUUACCUUGUUCCAUGUUUAUGGACUGAACCCCUUUCCCAGCUCUCCAGUGAGCUCCCUUCAACCCCUAGGCCCCUUUGUGUCUGGACCACAGACAAAAACAUUCCUGACCUGGGACCCCUGUACCCCCCCUUUCCUCAGGCUGGUCAGUCUGACUCUUCAGCUGCUCCCACACGGUUGGGAACACACUCCAAGUAUGGGCAGUCAUGGCUUUUACAGGGCCGUAGCCAGGUGCUCCUCGCCCGCAGGCCCAGAGUAGACACAGCUGUUCGUUUCCAAUAGCUGGGUCCCUCCAGGCUUUGCUUGUCCUGUGGUGUGCAAGCUCUUCCGGGGAAAACCUUUCCCCGGCUGCCUGGCUUUCACGCUCAGGCCCAGAGGCAAUGCAUGGCUGGGAGUAAGCAGUGUUUGCUGGCCCCUGAACAGACAGCCCCUGCCCAUGAGCAAAUCUUCCUGAGGCUACUGGGGCAAAGACCCCAGAGUGACCAUGGGAACCUUCAGAAGCCCCCUGAGUGAGAGAGACAUGAGACCGCCACCCUCCUCUCUCCAACUUCCUUUCCUUCCCUCCUUGUGCUAGAAGAAUGGCAGUGGCAGAUAGAAGAGGCUCAUGGAUUUGGAGGCAGGAAAAGGCGUGGGAACCUGUGGAUCUGGUUCCUUGGUGAAGAGGUCUUGCUCUCGUUUAAAUGCUCUGUCUCCCAUGGGAAGUUCCACUGUGCCGACGAGGCUCUGGUUUUCUGCCGUGUGUGUUGGGGUGGCGGAGGGGGAGGUAGAUGCCCACUUCCUGGGUCCCAGACCUUCCUGUACCUGGUGGACCCACCAGUUAACUCA